This is a messenger RNA of Anisakis simplex (herring worm), 2232 nucleotides long. NCBI's taxonomy places the organism in Eukaryota, Metazoa, Nematoda, Chromadorea, Rhabditida, Anisakidae. The record is from the annotation of a GenBank genome assembly.
AUGAGUGGUGACGGGUCAAAUUCGAAGCUUACCCGGCGAGAAAUCAGAAAAUCAAGAAUUGAAUCAAAGAAUGCAGCUGGCAAAGCUGAGCGAGAUGGAAUUGUUGCAGGGCAAAAAACCGUGAAAAAAGUGAAAGAGAUAAAGAAGAAGGCGACUUCACCGCCAAAAGUGACACACAAAGAGGAGCUAGAGAAAAUCGCCAAAAAUGAUCCGGAAUUUUUCAAGUUUCUUCGAGAACAAGACGCUGACUUGCUUCAGUUUAACGAAUCAGACGUUGAAUCACUGAGCAGUGAUGAACCUGAUGAAGUGAUAGAUGCACCAGACGACGAUAAAGUAUAUGAUGAAGCGGAUGUUACCAAUAUUCGAACUGAUCAUAAUGGUCGUCGGAUUGUGGACAGUCUGUCCGUUAGUGCACUACGCGAAGCGUUCAUUACAUCGGAGAAAGUACCUCCAUGGGCAGUGCGAACAGCAGUGAAAGCAUUCAUGGCGUGUGUCUCGAGAGUUGGUGCUGACAUUGAACCACCUGCUUUUGUUAUCAACGAUAAUAAGAUAUUCGAAGAAAUAAUCCGAUUAUGUUUUCAACAUCUUGGUCGUGCGUUGUUCGAAGUAUUGGAUCCAAUUGAUGAAAAAUUAUCGGAAAAGAACGGGAAUAUAGAAGAAGAACACACUGAGAACAAGACAGUCAAGUGUCACAGUGUGAACAGUUCGAAGUUCAGAAAAUGGAAGAAAUGGAGUGUAAUCGUGAAACAAUAUCUUCAUGCGGUUUUGUUAUUUCUGAAUGAAGUGCAGAAUACAGAUGUGAUUGUUUGCACGUUACGAGCAAUUGCACAAAUCGUUGAACUGUAUGCUCAUUUUGUGAAACUUUCGAAAAUCCUUAUCAAGAGCGUUGUGAGGAUAUGGAGUCGUAAAACGCUAGAAUGUCGUGUCGCAUCAAUGUUGGUGUUAUGUAAACUUGUGCGUGUCGACAAACUUCUAUAUCCAAGCCUUCUAAAGUGUUGCUAUUUUGCGUACGUUUCGAAUGUACGUGAAGUCAGUGCAGAAACAUGUCUAUUGAUAUCGUUCAUGCAAAAAGCAUUCUCGGAAAUAACACUCAUUUAUCCAUCGAUCAGUUAUCCUUACGCAUUCAUAUAUAUUCGACAAACUGCAAUUCAUCUUCGAAAUGCGAUGAUCGCUAAACGAAAGGAUCUCAUCCAAACAGUCUACAAUUGGCAAUUCAUACAGUGCCUUUAUUUAUGGGCGCAUGUUAUUUCGCGUGCAUUUUCUGUUCGUGACAGUAACGAAACUUCUGCACUGCAUGAACUUGUUUAUCCACUUUGUCAAAUCAUCAUUGCCACAAUGCGAUUAUUUCCAUCAGCAAGAUACGCUCCAUUACGAUUGCACUGUAUCAAAAUUUUGAUGCUUUUACAAGUGAAUUGCCGUAUUUAUGUACCAACUCUGGCACAGUCUAUUCAGUUGUUGGACGAGAUAAAAUUAGUGUUGAAAAAGAAACCGUCGAAAGGGAAAGGAACAAUCAAAUGCCUCGAUAUGAACUGCAUUCUCAAGGCAUCAACUUCACAACUCGAAGAUGCUGGCUUCAGAGAAGCAAUGCUUGAGGAAUUGUUCAAAGUACAGCUCGAAGCUGCAUAUUUGUUACGAUCAAGUUGUGCGUUCUCAGAUGUCAUUUAUCCACUUGAUGGCCAGUUGAAACACUUUCUGAGAGAUUGUCGUAAUGCAGAUGUUGUGAGAUUGUUUAAAUCGUUGCAUAGUAAGUUGCUUGAGCAUGCCAAAUGGAUGGAUGUUAUUGUUGAGAGCAGAGAGGUGGUAUUGAACGAUCAAUUUUGCAUGGCCUCACUGGAAGCAACAUUGAGCACGUCUGAAUCACCACUAGCUAAAUUCUACGAGUCAUGGCAUAAAAUUUGGGCAAUGCAGCAAAAAACUUUGACGCAGUUCAAUACUGUCAAGAAAACGAUGGAAACAAAAGUUGAGUUAAACAGCGAAAGUAUUUCGCAUAAUGCGAGAACAAACGAGGACAUUACUAAAGAAUAUAAGAUUGAAGGGAAUGUCGACGCUAAGGUGAAGAAUGAAGGUAGUAAUGUGAUCGCAGAAAUGAAAGUGAAUGGUACGCAAAAGGUAUCAACUCGCAAGAAGAAACGGAAAACGAAUUUACCUGAAGAAAAGACCGAAAAAAGAGCAAUUGGCACUGAACGCGAUAGAGAUGAACUGAUUGAUUUUGUGAUGUCGGAUUCGGAUUGA